AUGAGCUCAAUGGCAGGCGCUUUCACACUCUCUCUCGACCCUACACAGGUCGGCUUCCUGGAUGACGGGUCGCAAAACGACUAUGAUCUCGCUCUAUCUCCACGAUCCGACGAUAUCAGAGCGAUGCUAGGCUCUAAUGACUUCUCCUACGACCUUGAUACAUCAGGAAUAAUUGGCCGGAAGCAAGAUAUUAACAAGACACCAUUGUUUAAGCAGCCGUUCUCUGGUUUUGAGGCAUGCGCUUCGGCGUUUUCGUCGCCUCCCCUUGGAGAUACCAACAUCUACAACAGCUCAUACCACAUGGAGGCUACAAUUCCGUGGGAAACUGAUUGCAUGUUAUACCCAUCUCUACCACAGCGCAUGGUGAGGUAUGCCUCUCCAUUUGGGUCCUGCGGAGGAGACCAGUCCACAUCAGACUCCUCCAUGAGCGAGUACUCAUGGCACUCUCCUAAACUGUACCCCAGUGUCAAUGAUGUAUUCGACUCGCCAGUCAACGAAAAAUAUCAAUACUCCGAGGGCAUCGACAACGCUUUGUCUCGAAGCCUAAGUGGCUCUCAGUUCGGAAGCGAGUGCUCCGUUUCACCUAAAGAUGUACAGCAUUAUCCAGACCCUGUUCCCGCACAAAGUCCUAUCUUCGAAGACCUGAUGAUCUCCAACAAGGCUCCUCGGUCCAUCCCUACUUUUAUGCCACAGGCCCUCUCCAUCCAGAACUUGGACUCACAACUAAACCAGGACGACAUGGUGUUUGGGGAGCACCUGCAAUCUGAGGACAAUGAAAUAGUUGACCCGGCACUAGGCGAAGCCUAUGGUGACCACCAGGGUAGCCUUUCAGGAAUCAACACUGCGGCAUUUUCCGGUUUCACCCACAAGCGGGUGAAGUACAACGAAAUGAAAACAGAGAGGACCGCCUCGAUACCAAGCCCACCACUAUCCCCCAGCGGCAGCGAGAGUGGUGUGCGCAAAAACCGAGCAAAGCCAAAGCAGAGACAGUCACCAAUCAGCAAACGUACGAGCAGACGAACCCCAUCCAAGAGCUCAAGUUUCAGCAUUCCUCGAAACCGUCAAUCGGCGGCAGACCGCAUCUUCUCCUGUGUUUUCGCUCCAUAUGGCUGCACAAGCUCUUUUGCAUCAAAGAAUGAGUGGAAGCGCCACGUUCUAUCGCAGCAUCUACAGCUUGGCUUCUAUCGAUGUGAUAUCGGCCACUGUAAGGUGUCCAGGCAAACCAAUCAUUCCCUAACAUCCACUCCCUACUCCUGUGACUGCCCAGCAUCUCUCUCCUCCGCUCCCUCUCAUUCGUGCACUAUUACUACCAUGCGUACGCCCAACGACUUCAACCGCAAGGACCUCUUCACCCAGCAUCUCCGUCGUAUGCAUGCGCCUUGGCUCACCCUGCCUUCGCCCCAUGAGCCUACCAAGGCCGAACGCGAAGCGUUCGACAAGCAACUCGAUGAAGUCCGAGCCAGAUGCUGGGUACAGCAGCGACAAGCACCCCAAAGGAGCCAGUGCAACUAUUGCAGCCAUGAAUUCGUUGGCCCACACUCUUGGGAAGACCGCAUGGAGCAUGUUGGCAAACAUUGCGAGGUCAUGGAUUCUGAAGAGCGCGAAGACCUUGCUCUACGUGAGUGGGCCAUUGAGGAGGGUGUCAUCCAGCCAUAUGGGCCCGACAAGUGGUUGCUAGCAAGCAUUCUAAAUGGCACCGGAAAGAGGGCUUGUGGCUAUUCCUCAUAA
Microsporum canis CBS 113480 is the source of this 1728-nucleotide messenger RNA. RefSeq lists its product as hypothetical. The transcript has a single exon. NCBI's taxonomy places the organism in Eukaryota, Fungi, Ascomycota, Eurotiomycetes, Onygenales, Arthrodermataceae. The coding region runs from base 1 to 1728 and encodes 575 amino acids. Gene Ontology annotation, molecular function: DNA-binding transcription factor activity. The record is from RefSeq and is a predicted model, not a curated record.